AUUGGUCAAAGUUCCUGGACCCUCCUUUGGUGUUCUUCCAACAACAAACUAGUGGGGCGGAGCUUCAGUCAUAAAAACCGAGCUCAGACGGAAAGGACGCAUUCUUCCGAGCCCACGAAGCAAGAUGUGGGUCGCCGUACUACUGCUGGCCGUGCUGCUGCUGGCGGCCCUCCGCAGAGUUUACGUGGGUCUCUUCGGCGGAAGCUCCCCGAACCCCUUCGCCAAGGAUGUCAAGCGGCCACCUGAACCCCUGGUGACCGACAAGGAGGCCAGGAAGAAGGUUAUCAAACAAGCGUUCUCAGUCAAGCGAGUACCAGAGAAGCUCGAUGCCGUGGUGAUCGGCAGUGGCAUUGGGGGGCUGGCCUCAGCUGCGAUUCUGGCUAAAGCUGGCAAAAGAGUCCUUGUACUGGAACAACAUAGCAAGGCAGGAGGCUGCUGUCAUACCUUCGGGGAAAAUGGCCUUGAAUUUGACACUGGAAUCCAUUACAUUGGAAACAUGCAGGAAGGCAACCCUGGCCGUUUUAUCUUGGACCAGAUCACUGAAGGGCAGCUGGACUGGGCCCCCAUGGCCUCCCCUUUUGACAUGAUGAUACUAGAAGGGCCCGAUGGCCGAAAGGAGUUUCCCAUGUACAGUGGGAGGAAAGAAUACAUCCAGGGCCUUAAGGAGAAGUUCCCCAAGGAAGAAGCUGUCAUUGACAAGUACAUGGAGCUAGUCAAGGUGGUAUCCCGUGGAGUCUUCCAUGCCAUCCUACUGAAAUUCCUCCCGUUGACCUUGACUCAGCUCCUCAACAAGCUUGGGCUGCUGACUCGUUUCUCUCCCUUCUGCCGAGCAUCUACCCAGAGCCUGGCCGAGGUCCUGCAGCAGCUCGGGGCUUCCCCCGAGCUCCAGGCUGUUCUCAGCUACAUCUUCCCCACUUAUGGAGUAACCCCCAGCCACACGACCUUUUCCUUGCAUGCUUUGCUGGUUGACCACUACCUACAAGGGGCAUAUUACCCCCGAGGAGGUUCCAGUGAGAUUGCCUUCCAUAUCAUCCCCGUGAUUCAGCGGGCCGGGGGUGCAGUCCUCACCCAUGCCACUGUACAGAGUGUGCUGCUGGACUCUGAUGGGCGAGCCUGUGGUGUCAGCGUGAAGAAGGGACACGAGCUGGUGAACAUCCACUGUCCCAUUGUCAUCUCCAGUGCAGGACUGUUCAACACCUACCAGCACUUACUGCCCGAGAGUGUCCGCUGUCUGCCAGAUGUGAAGAAGCAGCUGGCAAUGGUUCGGCCCGGCAUGAGCAUGUUCUCCGUUUUCGUCUGCCUGAGAGGCACCAAGGAGGAAUUGAAGCUUCCGUGCACCAACUACUAUGUUUAUUUUGACACAGACAUGGACAAGGCGAUGAAACGCUAUGUCUCUAUGCCCAAGGAAAAGGCUCCAGAACACAUUCCCCUUAUUUUCAUUGCCUUCCCAUCAAGCAAAGACCCAACCUGGGAGGACCGAUUCCCAGACCGGUCCACAAUGACUAUGCUGGUACCCAUGGCCUUUGAGUGGUUUGAGGAGUGGCAGGAGGAGCCGAAGGGCAAGCGGAGUGCUGACUACGAGACACUCAAAAGCGCCUUCCUGGAAGCCUCUAUGUCCGUGGUCAUGAAACUGUUCCCGCAGCUGGAGGGCAAGGUGGACAGUGUGACUGGAGGAUCCCCACUGACCAACCAGUAUUAUCUGGCUGCUCCCCGAGGUGCUACCUAUGGGGCUGACCACGACCUGGCUCGUCUGCAUCCUCGUGCAGUGGCUUCCCUAAGAGCCCAAACCCCCAUCCCCAACCUCUACCUGACAGGCCAAGAUAUCUUCACCUGUGGGCUGAUGGGGGCCCUACAAGGGGCCAUUCUGUGCAGCAGCGCCAUCCUGAAGCGGAACUUGUACUCAGAUCUGCGGGCUCUUGGCUCAAAGGUCCGGGCACAAAAGAAGAAGAAGUAGUCAGAGAUAGGCCAGAGGAAUGGCACCUUCCCCAACGCCUUUCUCGUGGCGUCCUCCUGCAGCACUUCCUUGUGCAUAUACCCAAAACCACUUUGUUUCUAUAACUGCUGUAAAUGGAGUUCUUCACCUUUGCACCUUGCAUUUCUACUUAAGGCCUAGUGUGGGCUGCAUAAAAUAUAUCUCUGCUUAACCUUGUAAACACACCUAAUAUUACUACAAGUUUGAUUGUAAUGUCUAACUAACUUUCAUUUCUUUAUAUCCUAGUAGUUGAUAAUAAUAUCACUCAAGGAUUAGCAAAUUGCAUUACACUGUUAAAUGAACUGUAUAGGUACAAUAUCUUACACAAGAUUAGAAAUAUAUGUACAGCAUUUUCUAACAAAAUCAAUCUCAAAUUUGUAUAAAUAUAUAUAAUUUGUAUGCAAUAUAAAAAAAUCCAAUCCCAUGUCAAAUACUAAAAAAAACUAGUAGCUCUUCUCCUUUGCACCUUUCGUUUCUACUGAAGGCCUAGUGUGGGCUGCAUUGUCUCACGAUGAAGAAUGCUCCCAUGCCUUCCGCACACAACACUGAGCAAGGGUCAGGCUCCCAGAACCCCUGAGGGUGUUGGCUGGUAGAGUAGGUCCAGUAGGCUAUUGGUCGAGUCCUCCCUGAAGUUUUUUGCUCCUACCCUGUUGUGCUCCUACAGUGUUAUGCUGCUGUCCGUCUGUCAAUGGGAAGGAUGACUAGCAUGGGUUUGGGGGCCAGCUCUCUCAAAGUGAGCCAAGAAGCUCUCAGCCUUAAGCUUUGUCCUCUGAUAGAAGCAGGCUGAAGGAGCGUUCCAAUCAAAGACAUACCAAAAGACACCACUGCACCAACAAAAUGAGAUUUUGACUAGAGAAUGGCCAGCCUGGUAGGGAGGGGACAAGAGUGGAAACACUGGGCCCAAAUACAGGAAGCCCAAUGUGCACAGAGCCUAGAGAUGGCAUUUGUAGUUGCUGGCAUAUAGUAAAAACCGAGUAUUGUUUCCCAAAAUGCUUGGAAUCAGAAUUCCUUAAGAUUUUGUAGUAUUUGCAUACUGAUGCGAUAACUUGGGGAAUGGGAUCCAGGACUAACCUCAAUUUCAUUAGUUUCACAUACAUAGACCAGGCAUGAUAUCUUAUAUUUUGAAAAUUUAUGAGCAUUCUAUGACCUGUCAUAUGAGUUCAUGUUAUUAAAAAAGCUUGCUUUGGAUUUUAGAAUAGGGAUUCUCAACUAUAUGAAUAAAUGGGAAAGUGGGUAAAAGUGUAAAACCUUUCACUUAUGUUAAACAGGUACCAAUUUUAGUUCAUUUAAAUAUAGAAUUAAUACAUGUAAUGUUUCAAUGCUUUGA
Messenger RNA from Peromyscus eremicus (cactus mouse), 3299 nucleotides. It is a transcript of the gene Retsat, whose product is annotated as retinol saturase. The record is from RefSeq and is a predicted model, not a curated record. The transcript has 11 exons. Lineage: Eukaryota; Metazoa; Chordata; Mammalia; Rodentia; Cricetidae. The coding region runs from base 125 to 1954 and encodes 609 amino acids. Gene Ontology annotation, molecular function: oxidoreductase activity.